CUCUCAUCAAAACAUGGUCCCUUCCAAACGCCAACUUCAAACCCUAGUCCCUCUCUCGGGCCUCAUUUUUACCUUCGCAACCUGGCUCACAUUAGCCUCCACUCACACUCCCCUGCGCUUCCGGCGCACAUUAGCAAACACAGACGCCACCUUCCCUUAAUCGUUAGUUUCAUUUCAUCUAUGGCUUCCCAAUCUUCAACUCAAUCAACCACCGUUCAAACUGGCAGGAUCAGGGUUCUGAAGGAACGAUCACGGCCGUCCGAUGGCGAGGUGGGACCUGUUGUGUACUGGAUGUUCAGGGAUCAACGGUUGAAGGACAAUUGGGCGUUGAUCCACGCUGUCGAUCAGGCGAAUAAAGCAAAUGCCCCUGUAGCUGUAGCAUUCAAUCUGUUCGAUCAUUUUUUAGGGGCCAAAGCCCGGCAAUUAGGGUUUAUGUUGAGAGGACUACAACAACUACAUCAUGAUAUUGAAGAAACCCUUCACAUACCAUUCUAUUUGUUUCAGGGUGAAGCUGUAGAGACUAUACCAAAUUUUCUGAGAGAAUGUGGGGCAUCACUUUUAGUUACAGACUUCUCACCUUUACGGGAAGUACGGAGUUGGAAAGAGGAGAUCUGCAAGAAGGUGAGCAAUUUAGUGUCAAUUCAUGAAGUUGAUGCACACAAUGUCGUACCACUUUGGGUGACAUCAGAGAAAUUGGAGUAUAGUGCUCGGACUAUUAGGGGUAAGAUCAAUAAACUGCUUCCAGAGUAUAUGAUUGAUUUUCCUACACUGGGACCUCCAAUUACAAAAUGGUCUUCCAAGAGUCAGUCUAUAGACUGGGACAAUCUCAUUGCAGAUGUUUUAAGGAAAGGAGUAGAAGUUCCUGAAAUUGAAUGGUGUGAACCAGGAGAACAUGCUGCAAUGGAAACAUUAAUGGGGAGUAAAAAUGGUUUCUUGACUGGGAGGUUAAAAAACUACUCUACAGACCGGAAUAACCCAUUGAAACCCAAAAGCCUCUCAGGUCUCUCUCCAUAUUUGCAUUUUGGGCAGAUAUCAGCGCACCGGUGUGCCUUAGAGGCACGCAACUUUCGGAAAUUGUCCCCUCAGGCAGUUGACACAUUCUUGGAGGAGUUGAUUGUGCGCAGGGAACUCGCUGAUAACUUCUGCUUCUACCAACCUCAGUAUGAUUCAUUACAGGGAGCAUGGGAGUGGGCACGUAGGACCUUGAUGGACCAUGCUUCUGAUAAACGAGAGCAUAUUUACACGAGGGAACAACUGGAGAAGGCGCAAACUGCUGAUCCUCUAUGGAAUGCUUCUCAGUUGGAGAUGGUUCAUUAUGGGAAGAUGCAUGGUUUUAUGCGGAUGUAUUGGGCGAAAAAGAUUCUCGAGUGGACAAGUGGACCUGAAGAAGCCCUGGCAAUAUCAACAUAUCUAAAUGAUAAGUAUGAAAUCGAUGGGAGGGAUCCGAGUGGAUACGUUGGUUGCAUGUGGUCCAUAUGUGGCGUACAUGACCAGGGUUGGAAAGAACGACCAAUCUUUGGGAAAAUACGCUACAUGAAUUUUGCUGGUUGCAAAAGGAAAUUCGAUGUUGAUGGAUACAUUGCACAUGUCAAGAGGCUCGUUGGUGAAAUCAAGAAGAGGAAAGCAGAAACCCUGCUCAUUACUUCUUCUUUGAAACCAGUGUUUGGUGGGCUUUCUUCUCAGAACUACUGGCAAAUUGGGAGCAAGUAGCAAGCCUGCUUUUAAAUAGAGCGGGGAAGUAGGGCCGAGAAAGUUGGGUGCUGCUGCGGCUUGAGAUGGAUUCUCAAAAUCCCUGCCUUCAAAAUUCAAACUAUCAAGAUCCAUAAUUUCAAUUCCAAAGAUUUCAGGAAGAUGUUGAAGUUUUUGAGAAAAUUUAGCAGAAUGGAAGGUAAGAAGAAAAGGGCAGAGAGAAACAAGGCUAUGUGCACACUCAAGGUAUGUUUCGGUUUCCCGGGUAAAUUAGGACUAAGCCAAUCCUGAUGAUUUUUAAAAGUUGGAACUGGACUGAACCAAUCCAAUCUGUUGAAGAACGGUUUGAAUUGGUUCAAUUUUAACUUUGUUUAGCCCCAAAUCAAGCAUUACUUAACCCAAUUUUUGUGACUUGGAUAAAAUUUUCCUCUAUGCCUAUUGAAGAGUGCAUUUAUCGUUUCUGAAAUCAUCUAGUUACGUCGAAAUAAUAUAUUUUGCUAACAAGAAAUAGAAUGUAAUUUUUUGUUAAUAUAUUUUUGUAACUUAUGGUCGGUGUAUAUGUAACUUUGGUUUAACGUGAUAAAAGUUUAGUUUGAAAAGUUUAGGUUGAAACUAAAUAUAUAUGUAUAAAUAUCACUGUCCGUUUAGAAAACCUAAUCAAAAUCAGAACCGAAUUAUUGAAUUAUACAAUUGAACCAAAACUGUACAGAUUGAAUUCACGAUUUGAACUAUUCUACAUGCACCUCAAAUGGUAUCUUUUCAAAUUCUUAAGGUGGUGUUUGAAGGUAUGGAAUUGGUGGAAUAUUUGGUUUAAUUUAUGGAGUAAUUUCUUUCUAAUUCCAUUUUGGCCAAACAUCGAGUGAAAUGACGAAAAUGUUGGGUUGACCAAAAACAAUGACAGAAAGAUACAAAGUACCAAUUUGUUUUUCUUUGAUCCGAAAUUUUCAAAGAAAAUGUUCCAAAAGGUGUACCAUCAUAUCCUAGUGUCCAGAUUCCAACAUUCGCUGAGUAGGAAUUAGGAAUCCAAACUCCAACCACAAAAAAAACUAACAAAGAGAUUAAUAAAUAUUUGACCAAACAAUGACAAAAACAAGAGAAACAGCAAAGCACCAAUUUGUUUUAUACUUGGAUCCGAAAUUUCUAAAUCCGAUUGUCAAAAAAACCCACAUCAAGACCUGUUUAAUAUAAUACAAUCACGUCAUGCUAGCUAUUCAAAUCACCUCACACGACAACUGAAACUUUAUCAACUUUUUCUUUUAAAACAUAUUAAACAUGGUUGCGAUUGCGCGUGCUCGGUUAUUAAAUUAUGUAAAUUUCAAAACAAAAUUAUAAAACGAAAAAUAAAUUGGAUUCUAACACUCGAACAGAUCUAUCGACGGACAAUGAUAUCUAUUUAAGUAUAUGUAAAAACAAUUGUGAUUGUUUAAGCUCUCGCACACUUGUUAAUCAAAUGAAUUUAUAUUCGUUAAAUAUUGUGGAUAAACUCAAACACGGUUAUAUUUACUAAAUCAAAGGAUAAAAACCCUUAAACCUAACAAAAAUAAGUUACAUAUUACUAAUAGCAACAUAAACACAACACUGUUUUACUUUUAUCAGACAAAUAUUUCCAAAUAUAACAUCCAAACAUCACCAUCAACCAUAUAAUCAUAUAAUAAGGAAAAAAAAGAAAAAAAAAAAAGAAAAGGGUCCCACUAC
Cornus florida is the source of this 3384-nucleotide messenger RNA. RefSeq names its product deoxyribodipyrimidine photo-lyase. Bases 181 to 1710 code for a protein of 509 amino acids. The record is from RefSeq and is a predicted model, not a curated record. Lineage: Eukaryota; Viridiplantae; Streptophyta; Magnoliopsida; Cornales; Cornaceae. The transcript is spliced from 11 exons. Gene Ontology annotation, biological process: photoreactive repair. Gene Ontology annotation, molecular function: deoxyribodipyrimidine photo-lyase activity.